This is a messenger RNA of Danio aesculapii, 4143 nucleotides long. It is a transcript of the gene sympk, whose product is annotated as symplekin. Gene Ontology annotation, cellular component: mRNA cleavage and polyadenylation specificity factor complex. The record is from RefSeq and is a predicted model, not a curated record. The coding region runs from base 142 to 3876 and encodes 1244 amino acids. The transcript is spliced from 27 exons. NCBI's taxonomy places the organism in Eukaryota, Metazoa, Chordata, Actinopteri, Cypriniformes, Danionidae.
CCGGAAGUAGAUUUUUCUUCUCUUAGCAUGGCGCUAUCCGAGGGUAGUUGUUAGAGUGGGUGAAUUUGUAACAAAAUUAAUGAUAUGGAUAUGUGAUUUCCAAAUAAGAAGUUAUCGCAGCAAGACUGAUUAAGGUUGUUCAUGAUGGCGGGAGAACAAGCAUCUGGUGCAUCUUCACAGAUCCACAGCAAUGAGGAAGAUAAAGCCUUUGACAUGACCACCAGCGAAAAGGUGGUAGAUCUGCUGAACCAGGCGGCUCUCAUCUCAACUGAAGAAAAGCUCGUUGUUCUCAAACAGGUACAGGAGUUGGUUAUCAACAAAGACCCGUCGUUGCUUGAUAAUUUCCUGGAUGAAAUUAUUGCAUUUCAGACUGAUAAAUCCAUUGAGGUGCGAAAGUUUGUGAUUGGAUUCAUUGAGGAGGCCUGUAAAAGAGACAAUGAGCUUCUGCUGCGGCUGAUUGCCAACCUGAACAUGCUGAUGCGAGAUGAGAGCGUGAACGUGGUGAAAAAGGCCAUUCUGACGCUCACCCAGCUCUACAAAGUGGCUUUACAGUGGCUGGUGCGCACUAAGAGUGUCACAGACAGGCAGGAGGCAUGCUGGGAUAUGGUAACUCAGAUGAAAGGGGAUGUCCUGGCAUUGCUUGAUUCGGAUAACGAUGGAGUCCGCACUCACGCCAUCAAAUUCACAGAGUCCCUCAUCAUCACUCUGUCACCACGAACCCCCGACUCUGACACACCUAAAAAGCAAGAGGGCGACAUCAGCCUGGAUAAAAUCCCCAAAGACCACACAUAUAUUCGAUAUGACACAUUAUGUGAGGAGGGCAAGACGGCUCUGGAUCAGCUGUUAAAGUUCAUGGUUCACCCUGCCAUCUCCAGCAUUAAUCUCACCACUGCACUAGGAUCACUGGCCACACUUGCUAGACAGCGGCCUAUGUUCAUGUCCGAGGUCGUGCAGGCCUAUGAGAUGCUACAUGCUAACCUGCCUCCAACUCUGGCUAAGUCUCAAGUGAGCAGUGUCCGCAAGAACCUGAAGCUUCACCUGGUGGCGGUGCUAAAGCAUCCCAGCAGUGUGGACUUCCAUGUCCAGAUCUCCACCCUGCUGCAGGACCUGGGCAUGUCUCAGAGUGAAAUCACUCGCUGCACGCCAGUCCCCGUACAACCCCGUAAGAGACUCCACCACGAGCCCUAUGUGGAGGGCAAGAGGAUCAAGAUGGAGGCCGUAGAGGAUGAUGAGGAUAAGGAGGAACCGGCUCCAGUUGUCACCCCAAAACCAUCCUCCACCAUAGGCACCCAGUCAGCCAUUGAUCUCACUGCUGAGUUCCUGUUACCUUUGCUGACAUCAGACAAUGUGGCCAACCUGGUGCUCAUCAGUAUGGUUUACCUCCCUGAAGUGAUGCCAGCCUCUUUCCAGGCCACUUACACGCCAGUAGAAUCGGCUGGCACUGAUGCCCAGAUUAAACAUUUAGCCAGGCUGAUGGCCACACAGAUGACUGCAGCUGGACUGGGACCCGGGCUGGAGCAGUGUAAGGCACGAGAUGAAGAGGUGAAAGAAGAGGGAGCAACGGGAGAGUCCAGCUCCAAAGACCCACUCAUCAUCCGUAAGCUGUCUGCGGUGUCUCUCGGUCAAGCCAUCUCAGUGGUCGGAGCAUCAGCAGCCUACAAAAGCCCUAUCAUUGAAGAGGCUCCACAGAUUAAGAAGCUUCCAGAGCCCAUCCUGCCCACCACACAGCUCAAAGCCCCCGGUGCCAGCGGCAGAAAAAAAGUGUUCAAAUUGGCUGAUGUGGUGCAACCGUUUUCUGAUGUUCAGAUUGAGAAACUCACCAACAUGGCCAUCAAGCGGAUCCUCUACUCUGAGAAGGCCAUUGCUCAGACUGGGAUGUCCCAUGUCAGAGUGAAGCUUCUUGCACGGUUGGUGACCCAGUUUGAGGGAAAUAAGAAAAACGAUUUGCUGCAGUUUGUUCUGGAGGAUAUGCGGAGCAGAAGUGAGCUGGCCUUUUCUCUGUUGUACCACGAAUAUAACGAAUACCUGAGUCAGGAACCAUCGGGCUGUCUAGACAGCUACGAGCACUGUCUGUUCACACUGCUGUCUGGCCUGCAGGAGAAACCUGAGCAGAGGGACGGCCUUUUCACCAAGAUUGUGUUGGAGGCUCCGAUCAUCACAGACUCGGCACUGGAGGUCAUUCAGCGAUACUGUGAAGACGAGUCACGUGUUUAUCUGGGCAUGUCCACAUUAAAGGAGCUCAUCUUCAAACGGCCCUCAAGACAGUACCAGUACCUUAAUGUCCUGCUGAAUCUCACCUCUCAUGAAAAAGAAAAGGUGCGGUCGACUGCUCUCGGCUUCAUCAAGCGCAUGUAUGAGAAGGAACAUCUGAAGGACUGCAUUGAGAAGUUCGCUCUCACCUACAUGCAGUUUCUGGUCCAUCCCAACCCCCCAUCUCUUCUUUUCGGAGCUGGAGAAGAUACAGAGGUGGCGGCUCCCUGGACAGAGGAGACGGUGCGCCAGUGUCUUUACCUCUACCUCUCCCUCCUGCCCCUCAACCAUCGUCUGGUGCAUGAGUUGGCUGCCGUCUACACCGAGGCUAUCGCCGACAUCAAGCGCAGCGUGCUCCGGGUCAUCGAGCAGCCUAUAAGAGGAAUGGGAAUGAACUCUCCUGACCUGCUGCUCCUGGUGGAGAACUGUCCUAAAGGAGCAGAAACACUGGUCACUCGCUGUCUGCACAUACUUACAGAUAAAGUGCCGCCUUCACCUGAAUUGGUGGAGAGGGUGAGGGAUCUUUAUCACAAACGAGUGCCAGAUGUUCGUUUCCUCAUCCCAGUCAUCAACGGUCUGGAGAAGAAUGAGGUGAUUCAGGCACUGCCCAAACUCAUCAAGCUCAAUCCCAUCGUGGUGAAGGAGGUGUUCAACAGACUGCUGGGCACUCAACACAGUGAAGGCAGUUCCUCCAUGUCUCCACUUACUCCUGGAGAGCUACUCAUCGCCUUACACAACAUUGACUCCUCUAAGUGUGACAUGAAGUCAAUCAUUAAAGCCACCAACCUGUGUUUUGGGGAGAAGAACGUGUACACGUCUGAGGUGCUGGCUGUGGUGAUGCAGCAGCUGAUGGAGCAGACGCCUCUACCCAUUCUGCUGAUGCGCACCGUCAUCCAGUCGCUCACCAUGUACCCUCGCCUGGCUGGCUUCGUCAUGAACAUCUUAGCCCGACUCAUCCUUAAACAGGUGUGGAAGUAUCCGAAAGUGUGGGAGGGUUUUGUGAAGUGCUGCCAGCGCACCAAACCCCAGUCCUACAAUGUUCUCCUCCAGCUGCCGCCUCCACAGCUGGCGAGUGUGUUCGAGCGCUGCCCAGAGAUGAGAGAGCCUCUCCUGCAGCACGUCCACUCCUUCACUCCUCACCAGCAAGCUCACAUUCCAACCUCUAUAAUGACCGUCCUGGAAGCCACCAACAGGAAACCAGAACCUGAGCCACAGCCUGAACUGCAACAUCCAGAAGUAAUGGAAGAGCGAGAGGUACCAUUACCAAAGCAUAUAUCAGUGCAUGCACCAGUACAACAAGCAGAACCCCCAGCCCCAAAACCCAUAGUGUUUACUGAACCAAUGCCACCACAAGAAAAACACCACCACCACCAGGUCCCAGCCAGACGGGAAGUAGCAGAGCCCAUGGAGCAGGAAGAAAUGGCCCAUGUUCCAGAGGAGGACACAUCUGAAGCACCACCACAGCAGAUGGAGGUGUCCGAGGAGGCUCCACAGUCCAGCCCUGUAGCAGAAAAGGCAGAUGAAAGCAUGGACGAGUCGGCUGCUGGACCUGCAGACGAGGCUGAAGAACCUGUAGAAGAGCCAGAGGAAGAGAAUGCAGAAACUGGAGAAAGCAGUGCAGACUGACCACGCUUGAAGGAUGACUGAAUAAAUGCACUGUUGAUGAAACAAUGUCUCUUUCUAUACUGCUCUGUUCAGUGUACUUUGUAAGUUAGGAGUAAAUCUGAAAUGGAUAAUUUUUGGUUAAUUCUUUAGAGGUUAUAAAUGGUUCAAGUUCUUUUGAAAAUAAGUUGAUUUUGUAUGUGCCACAAGUGUUUUCAUUUCUAAAAUAAUUUGUCGUCUGCAAAAAAAAUAAUAAAAAUGGAAAUAAAUAAAAAUGGCAAACAAACCGUC